Sitodiplosis mosellana (orange wheat blossom midge) is the source of this 2086-nucleotide messenger RNA. RefSeq names its product facilitated trehalose transporter Tret1-like. The record is from RefSeq and is a predicted model, not a curated record. Gene Ontology annotation, cellular component: membrane. The transcript is spliced from 4 exons. Bases 773 to 1858 code for a protein of 361 amino acids. Gene Ontology annotation, molecular function: transmembrane transporter activity. Gene Ontology annotation, biological process: transmembrane transport. NCBI's taxonomy places the organism in Eukaryota, Metazoa, Arthropoda, Insecta, Diptera, Cecidomyiidae.
UUUUGCAAUUAAACUCACGAUACUUUUAGCUAUAAAAGUGGCCGUUGAAUUGUUCGGUCGCUAUUUAAACAGCUGUGAUUUGGUGUGAGACACAAUAAAAGUAAUUGUGUCAUUGGCAUAUCGAACAUAGUUGCAUUUUGGGAGAAAAAAUCGACUUUGAACUUAUUGCUUGUAAAUUUGACUGCAUAAGCAUUUAGUUGUAUUGUUGUAGAAUAUGAUAAUCGCUAUACCGAAAAUCUACAAUUGAUUGAGCCAGUUGCAUUUUUACUUUUGAUAAAUAAAGACCAAAUUUGGCAAAAACCUUUCCAUUACUCGAAUCGAAAAGUAUUAAGAAUUUAAUUAAAUUAAAAUUCAAGUUUGGUGAAAAAAAAAAAUCCAUUCACUCCCUAUAUAUUACGCAAAUAGAAACUAGUACUAGUGUUUUAUAAUAGCACAAAGAGUAAAUAACAGAAAAAAAACGAGUGAAAAAAUAAACUAUUGAUCAAAAAGUGAAAUUGGUUACGAAUAUCUCCCAUAUUUAGUUCAGUCUCUGAUAAAAUGUUAGAAAACUCGGAAAGUCAUCCAAAACUAUCAAAUGUAAAAAAUCAAAUCUAUGCAACUAUCAUAGCACUUAAAAAGAUCAAUUUUUCUUCCCAAACCAGCGAAUAUCAUAGUGGUAAGUUUCGGCAGUUGUGUUGGUUGGUUUUCACCUGCGUUGCGUGUACUUCUAUCGGAUGAGACGCCGCUUAAAACCGGUCCAUUAACCAAUGAAAAAUUGUCAUGGAUUGGAGCAAUGAACAGUUUCGGUGCCUUAUGUGGAACAUUCAUAAGUGGAUUUCUGUCGAUCCGAUUGGGCUCGAAACGCGCCAUGACCGUUUUGGCAUUGCCAGCAGUCACUGUGUGGAUUUUAAUCUACUUCGGUGAUUCGUUCUACCACAUUUUCUUUGCACGAUUUGCAACCGGAUGUAUUGGUGGUGGCUUUCAAUCGGGAGUCAUUCUUUUCGUCGCCGAGAUUUCCAACGAUAAUAUUCGAGGCCGCCUUGGCUCAGUUUUUCCAUUAGCAAGAAAUACGGGCAUUUUGUUAGCGAAUAUUGCAGCAGCUGUCGUCGAUUACGAACACCGGCCGUUUAUUUUUGUGGUGUUUCCUGUGAUAUUUUUCAUUUGGAUCAACUUUUUGCCUAGCACUCCAGAAUAUUAUCUUCAAUGUGGAAAGGUUGAAGAAGCCAAAAGAGCGUUAAUGUUCUACAAAUCGGUCGAUGGCGAGAGUAGCCAUGAAACAUCCCUCUUGCAGAGUGAAUUCGAGCAAAUCCAAAGGAUUGAGAUGGAACGAAGACGAAGUGCAAAGAUUCAGCCAAAAGAUUACUAUAAUCGAGCCGCUUUGAAAGGAAUUGGCAUAGCAAUAGCAAUGGUUUGGCUGUUCCAGUCAACUGGAUUUUUUAUUAUCGUAAAUUAUGCGUCGUUAAUUUACAAAAUAUCGGGCACAGCGCUCAAAAUAGAAAUAUCGACCAUAGUGUUAUCGGUUGCCCAGAUUCUCGGUGGAUUGGUAGCGACGCAACUAGGUGACACAUUUGGCCGAAAAACGACUUUAAUCAUCUCACUUUUUGGUUCGGCCAUUGGACUUUUUACGUUUGCUAUUCAUUCAUACUUGCGCCAAAAUCAAUGUGAUGUUUCGCAUUUUACGUGGGUGCCCGAGGUUUGCUUAUCCUUUGUUAUUUUCAUCUCAAGUGCCGGAAUUGUCGCAUUAGCGAACACAUUCGUUGUGGAAAGUUUUCCACCAAAGAUAAGCUGCUUACUAAUAAGCACAAGCUUUGAAGAUCGAACUUGGAUUGUUGCUCGAAUUUUGAAUGAUUCUAUUAAAUGUUCAUAUCAAAUCGAUUGAAACAAUUCACUUGCGUCACACCCAUGAGAACAUUUUUUUAUCAAAUCGUUUCAGAUUCGAUCGAUUGGCAUGACAUUUUAUUCAAUGGCUAUCAAUAUCGUUGCGAUAAUGGGUGAAAAAUUCUUUCCAAUAUCAGUCGAAGUGAUUUAUUUACACGGUGUUCUACUAUUUCUUGCGAUCAAUUGCUGCAUAGGAACUAUUUUUGUUACUUUUAUGAAAGAAACCAAA